UGACGAAGUCUUCUAUCUUAGGCGUAAUUACUACCAGGCACUACUAAGCAGAGCGUCGUUGGCAUAGUAACCGUUGCCUGCCUACUAGGGGUCAGGAAAAAAACUCGACUUUUAUUUUGAUUCAAAACCGAUCGGUGAUUUUCAGUAUGCACUAAGCCAGUCUUCGGUAAAGACUACGUUUUAGCGAUUGCUCGCACGUGCGCGCGUGAGAAAGUGUGAAACUUUGACGCAGCUUCGAAGGAUUGCUCGGCUAUUUCCGACGGCAGCCUUCCCCACUAAUUCUAAAGUGUUUGAAAUACAAAAAAGCAGUCAAUUUAUCGGUUCCUAAAUCCUUUCUUCAAACAAAACACAAUCAAAACACUACCCGAUAUUCAACUCUAUGCAGUUAGUUACCAAAAUAUAGAACACAAUGCAGGCUGAAAAAAUUAGUGAAAACAGUGGUAUUUUUGACCGCGUGGCACAAUUUUUCAUAGAGAAUCAAGAUGAACGAACGGUGGACUGGUUCCUGUCCGGAUCGAUGACCCCGCUGCUAGUGAUUGUCGUAACAUAUCUGUACUUCUGUCUCUACGCCGGUCCCCGGUACAUGGCCAAGCGGAAACCCUUCAAACUGGAAAACAUCCUGAUUGCAUACAACGCCCUGCAGGUGGUGCUUAGUGUCGUGCUGGUGCAUGAGGGUAUCAAAGGUGGUUGGGAUGGAACGUACAACUUCAAAUGCCAACCUGUGGAUUAUUCGAGACAUCCAACUGCAUUGCGAAUGGCCCGAGCCGUCUGGCUUUACUAUAUCUGCAAAGUGAUUGAGCUGCUCGACACGGUGUUCUUCGUGUUACGCAAGAAGCAGAACCAGGUUUCGUUCCUGCACGUCUACCACCACACCCUGAUGCCGAUCUGUGGCUUCAUCGGAGUCAAAUAUUUUGCUGGAGGCCAUGGCACACUGCUGGGAGUUAUCAACUCAUUCAUCCAUGUGUGCAUGUACGCCUACUAUAUGCUGGCUGCAAUGGGACCCAAGGUACAGAAGUACCUCUGGUGGAAACGCUACCUGACUGUGAUGCAGAUUAUUCAGUUCAUAAUCGUGUUCUAUCACACUGUGCAAGUGCAGUUCCAGCCAAGCUGCGGAUAUCCGAAGUCGAUUGCCGCAUUGCUUACUCUGAAUGCCGCGCUGUUCAUCUACAUGUUCAGCACCUUCUACGUUAGGAGUUAUCUGCGAAAAUCGGACAGGAAGCCAGCCGCCGCCACAGAAGUCAACAACAAUCGAGCCGAUUGUAAACCAAAGGAAGUACCAGAAUUGGACGACAGUCGACAGCAGCGAGUAGAACCGGCUGAUGGCGAUGCCAAGAAGGAUCUGUGAGAUUUUUAACGACCGUAAGAUUUAUGUUGAGUCGAAUGUGAAGUCGCUAGCGACGGAAACAUUCGUUCUGGAAUUGUGUAGUCGUUAGGAGGUUCUGUGGAACUUUUUCGGUCAAUUCCGGUUCUUUUUUAAGCUGUACAUUUUAGGAGAGCUCUGUUUACUAGGCUAUUGAAUAUUAUACAUACUUGAAAGAAAA
Molecule: messenger RNA, 1541 nt
Organism: Malaya genurostris
Lineage: Eukaryota; Metazoa; Arthropoda; Insecta; Diptera; Culicidae
Product: elongation of very long chain fatty acids protein 7
Exons: 7
Coding region: 410-1345 (311 amino acids)
Biological process (GO): sphingolipid biosynthetic process; fatty acid elongation, monounsaturated fatty acid; fatty acid elongation, saturated fatty acid
Cellular component (GO): endoplasmic reticulum membrane
Molecular function (GO): fatty acid elongase activity
Source: RefSeq, a predicted model, not a curated record